Umbelopsis ramanniana AG is the source of this 912-nucleotide messenger RNA. RefSeq lists its product as uncharacterized. Gene Ontology annotation, biological process: CENP-A containing chromatin assembly. NCBI's taxonomy places the organism in Eukaryota, Fungi, Mucoromycota, Umbelopsidomycetes, Umbelopsidales, Umbelopsidaceae. The record is from RefSeq and is a predicted model, not a curated record. The transcript has 6 exons. Gene Ontology annotation, cellular component: chromosome, centromeric region. The coding region runs from base 95 to 802 and encodes 235 amino acids.
GUUGAGAGAGUUGUACGGUAACUGUAGUUGCUGAAACCUAUAUCCUGGCUUCAGUGAGUACCUCCUCUCACCUAUAGUCACUGAGGAAGAGCGAAUGACAGCCGGUGAUUCACUGAAUGAAACUAAUCUGAAAAUCAAAGCCCUACAAAGUCCGGAGGUCAUCCGAGCUUCUGAAGUCUCGCAUAUAAUGUUCACUGAUAUUCAAAAAUCUUUGGAAAAGACUCCAUUCCACCAAACCAUUGGUCAAUACGAACUGGCUGGAAAGUCAUUUGAUGAGGAGUUCCGAGUAUCAUUCCGAACGAACGCUGAUGAAGGCAGAGUGCUUGACUUGGUAAUCAACGUUAGUCCCUCACUGUACUUUGACAUUGGUCCUUUUCUGGAUCGAUUUCAAACCGAAGGCAAUUUGCUUGGAUUCUUUCGCGUGCUUGUACACCAAGCGAGGCUGCUUUGGGAGCGACGGCGGGUUUUCUCGUCAUUGAGUUCAAGAUAUGAAGAAACGGAUAUCAAAGUUGAAGAAAUUGGAUACGAGCAACUAAAGUUUUCUAGCGACAGUGAAGAGCAGCCGGAUUUAUUGCUAAGCUGGGAGAUGCCUCGAACGGAAAUACCAGAUCAAGUGGAAGGUAUGGAUGUUCCGAAACGAGAAGCUCCAAACAUUCAAUUAGAGGCAGUUGUCUCUCGUCGGUCUGCGCUGGACGCGGAUGGUGUUCUGACCAAACUUCCUGAACGAUUUAAGCGCUUGAUGCAAAGGGUUGGUGUAGAAGAGGCGACAGCAACUCUUGUUUCAGCCAUGUACUCAGAGUAAAUUACGGAUUCUACUAAAAUAAUACUAUGUUCGUUAAGCACUAUCUAUGGGUAUAAUACGCUGUCAUAAUGUUCCUGAUCCUAAAUGUUUGGUUGACUGAAUACCGGCGG